This is a messenger RNA of Amborella trichopoda, 3165 nucleotides long. RefSeq names its product pentatricopeptide repeat-containing protein At1g53600, mitochondrial. The record is from RefSeq and is a predicted model, not a curated record. NCBI's taxonomy places the organism in Eukaryota, Viridiplantae, Streptophyta, Magnoliopsida, Amborellales, Amborellaceae. Gene Ontology annotation, molecular function: RNA binding; protein binding. Gene Ontology annotation, biological process: RNA modification.
CUGAGUUUUGAAUCGUUCCAAAAAUAAAAAAUAAAAACACUCAUAAUCACCACUUUCCUGGUGGCCUUCAAACUUGGCCUUGUAAAGAUCAAAAUAUUUACUUAUCCAAAAAACGAUCUAAAUAUCGGCCAAUAUACAAGCUUACCCCUUAAACAGAGUCCUUCAAGCUCCCUAAACAAACAUUAAACCCUAAAUCAACUUAUUUGGGUUCCACUCCUAUCUCUUAAUCAGAAGUUCAAAGCCAAAUAAACAUUUUCCAAGACCUUCAAAUUUAGCCCUAUGCAAUCCCCUAAUAUCACCCAAUCUCCAAGCAUGUCCCCCAGGUCCUUCAAAUUUAGUCCCCAUGUAAUUUGUAUGAUGGCACCCCAUUUCCAAGCAUGGCCCCCAAACCAUAUUCUUUGCACCUCUCUAGACAGAUCCUUACCUGUAAACCAGUCAAUUUGGUGGCUUACGCUCCCAUCCCUCAAUGCAAACCAAAUGAACACAUCAAAGCUUUGACUUUAGCCCACUACAGUUCUCUAGUUACCAUCCCAAAAUCAAAAUCAAAAUUAAACAUAACCAUCACCAAUUUAUUUGCUCAUUCAAAACCCAUCACAAAUCUAGCCCCCCAUUUAAAACCAAACAAACCCAUCACAAAUCUAGCUCCCCAAUCAAAACCAAAGAAACCCAUAACAAAUCUGAGCCCCCAGCCAAAACUAAAGCAACACAUCACAAAUUUAGUCCCUUUCAACUCCCUAAUUACAAAGUAUGGUCGCCGCGGCCUCGUGGCCGAUGCAGAGGCGCUGUUUGAUUGUAUGUCUGCGAAAGACGUCGUCACCUGGACCUCUCUCCUCACUGCUUACGCAAACAAUGGCCUUGUCGACAAAGCUCGGAAAACAUUUGAUGAAAUGCCUCAGAAAGGUCUACCUUCGUGGAAUGCUAUGCUUACUUGCUAUGUAAAGAACAAUUUGGCCUUAGAGGCAUAUAAUCUCUUCACCCAAAUGCCUUGUCGAAACGAAAUCUCGUGGACGAUUGUGAUUACUGGUUUUGCACAUGCAGGCUACCUCUCAGAGGCCGAGAGGAUAUAUGAGAGAAUGCCUGGAGGCAAGAAUUUGAGAGCUUCGAAUGCUUUGCUAUCCGGGUAUGUCAAAUGUGGUGAAUUCGGUUCAAUGGUCAGGAUUUUUGAUGAAAUGACAGAGAGAGAUGUGGUUUCGUGGACCACUUUGCUUGAGGGUAUGUGGCGAGCAGGUCGGGUAGAGGAGGCCAUUAGAGUUUUCAACAAAAUGCCUGAAAGAAAUGUGGUUUCUUGGACCUCGAUGGUAUCGGGGUACUCUCGUAAAUGUAUGUGGGUUGAUGCCAUGGAUUCCUUCAUAAGGAUGAGGAGAGAUGAUGGGGUGGUGGUGAAUUCCACAGCAUUGACUGUGGCCAUGGAUGCUUGUGCAUGUCAUGGCAAAUUGAGAGAAGGGGUGCAAUUACAUGGCCUAGUUGUGAUAAUGGGGUUUCAAUUUGAUCUAAUUCUAGGCAAUGCAGUGAUCACCAUGUAUGGUAAGAAUGGUGCAAUGGAUGAUGCCCAUAGGAUUUUUAUGCUCAUGGAUGAGAAAUGUUUGGUUUCAUGGAACGCCAUGGUCACGAAUUACGCAAAAAUUGGCCAAAUGGAUGAGGCCAUGAGGCUAUUUGGUGAGAUGCCCAAGCGAGAUUUGGUGUCUUGGACUUCGCUAAUCGCUGGUUUUUCAAACACCAGUAAGAUAGCACAAGCUCUCAAACUCUUCAGAGAGAUGCCAGAGAAAGAUGUUGUAGCUUGGACCGCUAUGAUUUCGGGGUUUUUGCAUAAUGGGGAAUUUGAAAACGCAAUAGAAUGGUUUAUGAAGAUGAUUCGAGAAGGGAUCAUACCCAAUUCGCAAACAUUUAGCAGUGUGCUAAGUGCUUCAGCUGGGUUAGCUUCACUUAACCAGGGGCAACAAAUUCAUGCUCAAGCCGUAAAGAUGGAAGCAAGACGGAGUCCAUAUGAAACCAUAUCUAUUGAAAACUCGCUCAUUUCAAUGUACUCAAAGUGCGGCAAUGUGGAUGAAGCAUAUCGAGUAUUUGAGAGAAUUGGAGAGCCUAAUUUGGUCACUUGGAAUUCUAUGAUUGUUGGGUUUGCCCAACAUGGGCGAGGAGCUGAAGCUCUAGACCAGUUUGAGAGAAUGGAAUUGGAGGGAGAAAGGCCUAAUCACAUAACAUUGCUUGGUGUUCUCUCUGCAUGUACUCAUGUUGGUUUAGUAGAGAGAGGAAGGUAUUACUUCAAUGCCAUGCAGUCUGUGUACUCAAUUGAACCAGGACCUGAUCACUAUGCUUGCAUGGUUGAUCUCCUUGGUCGAGCUGGUUUACUACUAGAGGCAAAACAUUUGAUUGAUUCGAUGCCAUUUGAGCCUCAGGCAUCAGUUUGGGGGGCUCUACUUGGAGCAAGCGAAACUCAUUCUGAUAUAGAAAUGGCAAGACUUGCAGCUAAGCACCUCUUUGAGUUGGAACCUGAUAGCGCAACCGCUUAUGUGGUGUUGUCGAAAAUGUAUGCCAAGGCCGGUAGGCAGGAAGAAGAGAGAGAAUUGAGGGUGAUGAAGAGAGACAGAGGAAUGAGAAAGAACCCAGGUUGCAGUUGGAUCAUCAUGAACAACCAAGUUCACGAUUCAAAGGACACUCGGUAGAAUUGCAGAGAGAAUGGAAGGAUUAGGGUAUUUUGAGGGCCUGGAACAGCUAGAGAGAACCACCAUAUUUCACCAUAGUGAGAACCUGGCAAUUGCUUUUGGUCUUAUCAUCAACACAUUGCCCACAGAGACUAUUAGAGUGAUUAAAAACUUGAGGGUUUGUAGAGAGUGCCAUGCUGCUGGGAAAGUGAUCUCUAAGAUGGUAGACAGAGAGAUUGUAGUAAGAGAUUCGAGCCGGUUUCAUCAUUUAAGAGAUGGUUCCUGUUCUUGCAAGGAUUACUGGUAAUUAAUCUAACCUAUACAUGCAUUAUAAGGCUUAUUGUAAACUGUAGUAGUCUUCUCAUUGCUGAGUUGCUCUAUGUUAUGUAGUAUAUCAUUAUUCUUUCAUUGAUGAACAUAGAGAUUUACUGGUACAAGUUCAUCAUAAGAUAUGCAUGUAUCAUAUUCUAAACUAAAUUACUGUUUUCUUAAAUCAAUGUCGGUGCAAGACAUUGAGAGUGCCAUG